GUGAACUUAUAUGUUUUAUUAGCCUAAGACAACUUUUAAGAAAUUACUUAACGCCUUUAAAUAGGGGUUUUUUCGAAUGAUUACGUCAUUCGCGAGACGGAAGGCCUUAUUCAACCCUCACAGUGACGUCAGAUGUGCGCGCCUGAGACGGAAUCUUGAGACUAACAGGAAAACAGCAGAAGCGUUUUGUUGUAUUUUCUGAAAAAGAGUCAAAAUGCCCAAAGUAAAGAGGAGUCGAAAGCCUCCCCCAGACGGCUGGGAACUCAUUGAGCCCACUCUGGACGAGCUGGAUCAGAAAAUGAGAGAAGCUGAAACGGAGCCACACGAGGGGAAGCGAAAGGUGGAGUCUCUCUGGCCAAUUUUCAGGCUGCAUCAUCAGCGGAGUCGAUACAUCUACGACCUCUUCUACAAAAGGAAAGCCAUCAGCAGAGAGUUAUAUGAGUAUUGUAUAAAGGAAGGCUAUGCAGACAAGAACCUCAUUGCAAAGUGGAAGAAGCAGGGCUACGAGAAUCUGUGCUGCCUGCGUUGCAUCCAAACACGAGACACCAACUUUGGAACCAACUGCAUUUGCAGAGUCCCCAAGAGCAAGCUGGAAGUUGGAAGGAUCAUUGAAUGCACCCACUGUGGAUGUAGAGGAUGCUCUGGCUAACCCUGAUCAUUGUUAAUUUUUAUUUCGGACUUAUGAUUGAUUUUUCUGUCAGACAUUGGGAUUCACUCUCACAACCCUGAAGCAACAUUAUACUUUUGGAGUCGCCUUCAUUUAAAUUGAUCCACUCACCCUAAGGUGAGUGUAGGGGGAAAUUGAGAAUGCACCAUGAGGGGCCAUAUUGUCUUAAUUACAUUAUUUUUCCUUUUUUUUUUUUUUUUUUAAAUCCAAAUAAACUCCAAAAGAACAAACUUAAGAUCAGUUGUUUCUGGAUCAGGUCAUUCCAGCUUCUCAGUGUUGAGCUCAUUUCUAAUGUGUGUUUUUUCCAUUUAUAGGGCAGUGUUUGAAUUUUUGCUUUAAUUCUUAUAGUUCAUCACUAUUGUAGUGCAGUUUUAAAUAAAGCGUUUCAAACUG
Messenger RNA from Archocentrus centrarchus (flier cichlid), 1060 nucleotides. It is a transcript of the gene bud31, whose product is annotated as BUD31 homolog. Lineage: Eukaryota; Metazoa; Chordata; Actinopteri; Cichliformes; Cichlidae. The record is from RefSeq and is a predicted model, not a curated record. Gene Ontology annotation, biological process: mRNA splicing, via spliceosome. Bases 215 to 649 code for a protein of 144 amino acids. Gene Ontology annotation, cellular component: nucleus; spliceosomal complex. The transcript is spliced from 4 exons.